Messenger RNA from Rhopalosiphum padi (bird cherry-oat aphid), 755 nucleotides. RefSeq names its product DNA polymerase epsilon subunit 3 (gene Chrac-14). Gene Ontology annotation, cellular component: CHRAC; epsilon DNA polymerase complex. The transcript has 2 exons. Lineage: Eukaryota; Metazoa; Arthropoda; Insecta; Hemiptera; Aphididae. Gene Ontology annotation, biological process: leading strand elongation; heterochromatin formation; DNA damage response. Bases 285 to 665 code for a protein of 126 amino acids. Gene Ontology annotation, molecular function: protein heterodimerization activity; chromatin DNA binding. The record is from RefSeq and is a predicted model, not a curated record.
UUUAAUUUUCGAUGUUAUCGUAAACAAAGCGUUUCAGUGAGCGACUACACCGCUCACUAUUUUGCUGUUGUCCUUCGGUUCUUGUGAGUAUUACUAUUUUACAGUUUCGUCUUUAUUCUUUAGUAGGCACAUCCGAUUGUUUUUCGAAUUGCCAUCACGUGGACUUGGCCAAGACCAGUAGUCUUGUCGACGAACGUCGGUCUGCAACGCUUGUUCCGGUUUUUGAUGAAUGCUACGAGAUCGAUCUACAAUUUCGUAACAGAGUAUCGUCAUAGGUGAUCGCAAUGGCCGAACGUCUGGAAGAUUUAAAUCUACCGGUGACCGCGAUCACCCGUAUCGCCAAGGAAGUGUUACCGGCCAACAUCAUUGUGUCGAAAGAAGCUAAGACCGCGUUGGCCAGAGCGGCGUCCGUAUUCAUAUUGUACGUGAGCAAUCAAGCUACCACGAUCGCAACCAGUAGGAACAAGAAGACCAUCAGUGCCCAAGAUGUACUGGAAGCAUUGUCCCAAGUCGAUUUUGAAUGUCUGAUCGAACCAUUACAACAACUAUUAGAAGACUUCAAGUCGACAAAACAACAAAAGAAAGAUACCAAAAAGCCGACACCAAACAAAAACACAGAUGAUGCCGAUGUGAUUGAUUUGGUUGACGAUGAUCUGGAAUUAUGAUUAUUAUUAAGUUUUUUUGAACAUUUAUUAUUUUUAUUAUAAAAUAUGUAAUUUUUAGUACAAUAAAAAAAAUAAAUGUAUUAUAAUGUA